Molecule: messenger RNA, 1874 nt
Organism: Blastomyces gilchristii SLH14081
Lineage: Eukaryota; Fungi; Ascomycota; Eurotiomycetes; Onygenales; Ajellomycetaceae
Product: helix-loop-helix DNA-binding domain-containing protein
Exons: 1
Coding region: 480-983 (167 amino acids)
Biological process (GO): regulation of transcription by RNA polymerase II
Molecular function (GO): DNA-binding transcription factor activity, RNA polymerase II-specific; protein dimerization activity; RNA polymerase II cis-regulatory region sequence-specific DNA binding
Source: RefSeq, a predicted model, not a curated record
CUGGAACUGAGAGAGCCGCAGCAGAAGAGGCUAAAAACCCUAUUUCACUAGCGUCGUCUUUUUAAAGGAGCGGCUUUGCCCCGCAUCUCGAAUCCCCGUUCCCUUUCCCUGCAACUUGUUGGCGCAUCCGAGGAAAGAUACCGAGAGCAUCAAGUAAGAUAUUGUUUAUAUUCGCCGACUUCUACAUGCCACCAGCACGGAGGAAAUAGCUAACUGUACACGCAUCCAUGGAGGACUAUUUAACUCGACCUAACAACUCUAAGCGCAAUCUAGCCAUCAUUCCCUUAUCGUGCCUGUCUUGCUUGCCUUGAUAUUUCAAUCCUUGUCCGCUCAUUCUCGUCACUCAUCCCUCCAAUCCACCCAAUCCCGCCAUUCAUUGAUGGUAGCAUUCGCAUGGAUAUCCAAUCCUCAGCUAAAUAUACUCACAUUUUAAACCUAUUUAAACCCCCCUCCAAUCCCUCCCCCACGACAAUCAGGUUAUGCUCUCAGCUCUCCGUGGCCAGGCGUCCUCGUCGUCUUCGUCCGCCUCUCCCUCCCCAUCUCCCAUCUCCCCCUCAGCAUCUAUGUCUCCCUCCAAUCCUUCCCUCUCCCCUUCCGACCACUCCAACUUCACAGUCAUCCAGACACCAGCCACGGGAGCCCGGAACCAAGGCCCUGCCUCCGUGUCUAUGACAUCGUCCGCAUCGCCUCAGCCAAACUCCCGCCUAACCUCACGGACUACAGACAAAGAAAAACCACGCCUUACAGAGCAGGAAAAGAAGAAUAACCACAUCGCGUCUGAGCAGAAGCGGCGCGCCGCCAUUCGUGAAGGGUUCGACAGGCUGACUGAACUUGUUCCGGGGCUCGAGGGCCAGGGCCGCAGUGAGGGCGUGGUCCUGCGCAAGACUGUGGACUUCAUGCAGAUGAAGUUGCAGGAGCGGAAAGAGCUGGUGGAGGAAAUUGAGAAGAGAGGCGGUUCUCCUGAAGAUGCUCUGCGACGAUAGAAUAUCGGAACGAACAGGAUCGAACGCUUUGAUACCUGCUCUCCAUACUACCUACGUGUUUUUUUUUUUUUUUUUUAACUUUCUAUGUUACUUUCCCCGCCACGAACGACUUUUUCCUCGCCUCAGAUAUUGGCGCGAUGUAUAGCCAGCCAUUGUUCCGGGAUGGAGGCUGGGAAUCGGGGAGUUGUAGGAGCGGACCGUUUUUCGGACUGGGACAUAUUUUUACUGGCGCAUGAGAACAUGAUGACCUCGGGAUAAGCAUAUCCAUACGCAAAAAUAGAGAGGGGGGAAAAGCACAGGAGAAACCGAGCUGUUUCGCCAAGUUUCAACAAUUUUUCCCAUCAUGUCCGAGACAGACUAGAAAAUGAAUGGGUGUCCCGAUUCAUCCCAACUUGGUCUAUAUAUUUAGACGGGGAGCGCACACCAUUCUAGCAAUCGAGAAGAUCGGCCAGGGAAUGAUACUCCACGAUUCAGGGGCAGGUUAGGAUGGAAUCACCUGGCCCAAGAGCGGGGUGGGUGAGGGUCUACUAAAACGAUUCGAAGGCAUUUGUUCUAUUUUCUCGCGUGAGAGAGAAGGUGGUCGUCGUUUUUUCUCCCUUUUCGCUGUUUGGGCUCGCGCAUGGAGUUUUUGUAUUAUCACACGUUUUCUCUUUUUCGUUCGUUGUGGUUCUUGCGCAUGCUUGUAACUAUAUAGUAUUUACUUGCCCUUUGUUCAUUUUGGUUCUAGUAACCCUACAUACCCCAGAAUCCGCUAUUCGUAGUGCAUGGAUUCUUGUUUUGCUUUUCGUCUCAGACAUUGAUUCUAUAUAUAUACUCCUCAGUUCUAUAUAAAUAUAUAAAUAUAUUUUCUCUCCCCUAAUUAUGAAUUUAAUUUGGUCCCUAGAUCAUUCU